UUGGCAUGAUCAAAGAUUUGCUGCCUAUCUAUUUUGGAGUCCUUAGCCUUUGUUAUAUCAUGGUAUUUAGUUGUAUGUUAGUCCUUCAGUGGAGGAAAGGAAUCCAACGAGAACGACGUGCAACAGCAUGGGCGGAGCAGAUUAAAGCUGAACGUUUUUUCUACUGCACAUUGGCUUACUGUGCUGAUCAGGAAGCCCACAAUGGAAUUAAAGCAGAAGUGUCUAUUCCAGAAUGUAAAAGCAUCUCAAAGCAGGAAGCAAUCAACUUGUCCAUUGAGGCUACCCAAGAUACAAGUGAUUCCCUUCUAGACACAGAUCCAUACAAACCAGUAUUUCAUGAAGUCUAUUCUGCCAGCGCUCUUGCUCACUUGCCACCGUUGCUUGAGCAUUCAGCCUCCUACCCUUGCUCUAUUGUUCCAGCCACAAACACUCCGUUCAACUCACCUCUGAAAUUUGCUGUGUUGAAAAAUGAGUCGCACCUUGUUGGUAGCAACAACUCUGCUUAA
This is a messenger RNA of Sphaerodactylus townsendi, 506 nucleotides long. RefSeq names its product testis expressed 38 (gene TEX38). Bases 6 to 506 code for a protein of 166 amino acids. The record is from RefSeq and is a predicted model, not a curated record. The transcript is spliced from 2 exons. NCBI's taxonomy places the organism in Eukaryota, Metazoa, Chordata, Lepidosauria, Squamata, Sphaerodactylidae.